Messenger RNA from Medioppia subpectinata, 1596 nucleotides. Lineage: Eukaryota; Metazoa; Arthropoda; Arachnida; Sarcoptiformes; Oppiidae. The record is from the annotation of a GenBank genome assembly.
AAUUGUUGUAAAACAUAUAAUAAAAAGUUAUAGUAUUUUGAAAUGUCGGCGAUAUAUAACUUUUCGGGAAAAGUAGCGCUAAUAACGGGUUCGUCUUCAGGCAUCGGUGCGGCCACUGCUCUACUAUUGGCCAAAAGUGGUGCCAAUGUUGUCAUCACUGGACGUAAUGCCGAUAAUGUGUCCAAAAUAUGCGAAGAGUGUACAAAAUUGUCGCCAAAAGGUCUGAAAGCACUUCCAGUGGUGGCAGACGUGACCAAAGAGGCAGAUCUCGACCGACUUCUCGACACUACUAUUAAAACAUUCGGCAAAUUAGAUAUUUUGGUGAAUAACGCGGGUUUCGGAAGCUUUUCCCAGAUAUCAGACGCCAAUUAUCUUAAAACUCAACGAUCAGUGUUUGACACAAACCUUAUUUCUGUGAUAUAUUUAACCCAUAAAUCAAUACAAUAUUUGGAGAAAACGAAAGGAAACAUAAUUAACAUUUCGAGUGUCGCUGGCAUACAGUCUGCGAAAGGGAUGUCAGGCUAUUGUAUGUCAAAAGCAGCGCUGGAUAUGUUCACCAAAUGUAUUGCCGUUGAUUUGGGCUCAAAAGGCAUUCGCGUUAAUUCAGUCAAUCCCGGAGCUGUUCGCACAAACAUUUUAAGAGAUAUGCCGGUCACUGAUGAGCAAACCAAUGCCAUUUGGGACGCUAUGAGCAGUAUAUACCCGGUUGGCAGGUGUGGGGAGUCAGUAGACAUUGCCAGCGCUGUUGCCUACCUGGCCAGUGAUCAAGCCAGUUUUUACUCGCGGGUCGAGUCAUCCUAUUUAAUAAUAACGGGUUCGUCUUCAGGCAUCGGUGCGGCCACUGCUCUACUAUUGGCCAAAAGUGGUGCCAAUGUUGUCAUCACUGGACGUAAUGCCGAUAAUGUGUCCAAAAUAUGCGAAGAGUGUACAAAGUUGUCGCCAAAAGGUGUGAAAGCACUUCCAGUGGUUGCAGACGUGACCAAAGAGGCAGAUCUCGACCGACUCCUCGACACUACUAUUAAAACAUUCGGUAAAUUAGAUAUUUUGGUCAAUAAUUCAGGGAUUGGAAGCUUUUCCCAGAUAUCAGACGCCGAGUAUCUUAAGACUCAACGAUCAGUGUUUGACACAAACCUUAAUUCUGUGAUAUAUUUAACCCAUAAAUCAAUACAAUAUUUGGAGAAAACUAAAGGAAACAUAAUUAACAUUUCGAGUAUCGCUGGCAUACAGUCUGGUAAAGGGAUGUCAGGCUAUGCGAUGUCAAAGGCAGCGCUGGAUAUGUUCACCAAAUGUAUUGCCGUUGAUUUGGGCUCAAAAGGCAUUCGCGUUAAUUCAGUCAAUCCCGGAGCUGUUCGCACAAACAUUAUGAGAGAUAUGCCGGUCCCUGAUGAGCAACGUAAAGGCAUGUGGGACGCUAUGGGCAGUAAAUACCCGGUUGGCAGGUGUGGAGAGGGAGUGGACAUCGCCAACGCUGUUGCCUACCUGGCCAGUGCCCAAGCUAGUUUUGUGACUGGUACAAUACUAGUUGCUGAUGGCGGGCACCUUGCUGCUAAUGUUAAUUUGGGAUUUGAUUAAUCAAUUCGUUUUAUUUAAAUCAAU